Molecule: messenger RNA, 1821 nt
Organism: Andrographis paniculata
Lineage: Eukaryota; Viridiplantae; Streptophyta; Magnoliopsida; Lamiales; Acanthaceae
Product: UDP-arabinose 4-epimerase 1-like
Exons: 11
Coding region: 413-1579 (388 amino acids)
Biological process (GO): beta-D-galactose catabolic process via UDP-galactose, Leloir pathway
Cellular component (GO): cytosol
Molecular function (GO): UDP-glucose 4-epimerase activity
Source: RefSeq, a predicted model, not a curated record
GAGGAGAGGAGAGGAAUCAACGGCUCCGAUGAUCCAACGGCUGACAUUCUUCGGUUCCAUUCAUUCAUGGCGCUCGUCAAUGGAUCCUCCACUUUCCUUCCAUUACAAUGCUCCCCGAAUCCCAACUUCUUCCCCCGUUUUCUUUGUAUUCAUUCUCUACCAUCUGUCAAUCGAUACGUACACAAUUCCAUACAUGUAUCUUCCUUUUUAUAGCACCCUCUCUCGCCCUCAAUUUCUACGAAUUCAUUGCUGAUUAAUUGGCGUCCUGUCCUGUCUUCGUUUUCCUUGCAGAGGCCUGGCUAUUCUUGCCCAACAUUCCUGCUCUGUUUAAAAAGUUUCUCACUGAUCAAUCCUACAAAUAACUUGAAGCUGGAAGCCAUUGUUUGUCUCGAUUUCGGGCAUUAUAGUACAGAUGGAUUUCAUGGAGAACAAACGUCGAAACCAAGUGACCAGGAAAAUUCUCUUGGCUGCUGGACUAACUGCCCUUCUUGUUUUCAUGCUUCGAAGAUCUCCGGGUACCUCGUCCAAGUUUUCGGAGCAUGAGCCUGGUGUAACACAUGUCUUGGUGACUGGAGGCGCUGGCUACAUAGGCUCUCAUGCUGUUCUUAGGCUCCUUAGAGACUCGUAUCGUGUCACUAUUGUGGACAACCUUUCUCGUGGAAAUAUGGGAGCUGUUAAAGUCCUGCAGGGGCUCUUCCCCGAACCCGGGAGGCUUCAGUUUAUAUAUGGCGAUCUUGGAGAUGCAGCAACUGUAAACAAAGUAUUCGCGGAGAAUGCUAUCGAUGCUGUGAUGCACUUUGCUGCAGUUGCAUAUGUCGGAGAAAGCACAGCUGAGCCUCUACGGUACUAUCACAACAUCACAUCAAACACCUUGUUGAUCGUGAAGGCGAUGGCAGCACACGGCGUCAAGACUUUGAUAUAUUCGAGUACUUGUGCUACAUAUGGAGAACCCGAGAAAAUGCCCAUAAUCGAAACCACUCCUCAAGUACCGAUUAAUCCAUAUGGAAAAGCCAAGAAAAUGGCGGAAGAUAUCAUUCUCGACUUUUCGAAAACAUCUGACAUGGCUGUCAUGAUCUUAAGAUACUUCAAUGUGAUUGGAUCCGAUCCCGAGGGGAGAUUAGGAGAAUCCCCGAGACCUGAACUUAGAGAACAAGGGAGAAUAUCGGGAGCUUGUUUUGAUGCUGCGAGAGGAAUAAUUAACGGCUUGAAGAUACGUGGGACAGACUACCCGACCUCGGACGGGACUUGCAUACGAGACUACAUUGAUGUAACCGAUCUAAUAGACGCCCACGUCAAAGCUUUAGCCCAUGCAAAGCCUGCAAAUGUCGGAAUCUACAACGUUGGCACGGGAAAAGGGAGCUCGGUGAAAGAAUUCGUGGAGGCGUGCAAGAAGGCGACGGGCGUAAAGAUAAAGGUGGAGUUCCUCCCGCGGCGACCGGGCGACUAUGCUGAGGUGUACAGUGACCCGUCGAAGAUUUGGAACGAGCUCGGGUGGAAGGCCAAGUAUACGAAUCUGGAGGAGAGCUUGUCGAUCGCGUGGAAAUGGCAGAAGGCUCACAGGAAUGGCUAUGGUGGUUGAAUCCGAUGGGAGUGAAUGUUCUUCUGCCAUGCUUAGCUUGCAGGAGAAUGAAGAAUAUAUAUAUAUAUAUAUAUAUAUAUAUAUAGGUUGUGUUGAGGAAGGGAGGAAGGGGAAGGAAGAAAGGAAGUUGCAGAGAUGGAUGAAUGAACGAAGAUAGGGUAGGGUAGUGUUGUAGUUAAUUAAAGAUGUAAACAUUGGAUUGGAUAUUUGGAUUAUUUGAUUGAAUCGAAAUAAAACAACCA